Molecule: messenger RNA, 1312 nt
Organism: Rubroshorea leprosula
Lineage: Eukaryota; Viridiplantae; Streptophyta; Magnoliopsida; Malvales; Dipterocarpaceae
Source: the annotation of a GenBank genome assembly
AGGAUUUGGAGGGUAAUUUCGAUUUAAUAAUAGAAAUUUUUUUUUUUCAAAAAAAAAGGAAAAAGAAAUAAAUAAAGUGAUUAUCGUUAAUCAAUUAGCGAGAUAGGCAGACACGCAUCAGCCUUGGGCAGGGGAGACGGAGUUUUCCUCAACGACAAGAUGACGAGUCGAGUGACAAGGUCGAGGAGACAACCACCUCAGCAGCAGCAGCAGCAGCAGCAGCAGCAGCAGCAGGAGCAAGAGCAGGAACAACAGUUGAGGGCUAAGUGGACAACUUCGCUGACUGGGGUACUUGUGGACCUGCUAGUUGGACAGGUUCAUAAAGGGAAUAGACUGAACAAUUCUUUCAGCAAAAAAGCAUGGAAGUCUAUCUGUGAUGCCUUCAACAGGAAAACGCAUUUGAAAUGGGACAAAGAGCAACUGAAGAAUAGAUUUGCGGUUUUAAGGAGGCAGUAUGCUCUUGUCAAGUGCCUGCUUGAUCAAAAAGACUUCACUUGGGAUGAAUCUACAGGGGCUAUUAUAGCUAAUGAUGAAGCUUGGGCUGAAUAUAUCAGGGGUCAACCUGAUACUGAAACGAUAAAAAGCAAUGGCUGCCCAAUUUACAAACAACUUUGUGUAAUAUUCUCAGAGCCAACAACCAAUGGAAAGUGUGAGCAAUCUGCUGAGCCCUUGAAUAUGAUUAAACUGGAAUCUUCAACAGAAUCUGAGGAGAUGGAUGAUGUGGAAAAAGAUCCGGAUGCAGUCCCAACUUCUACACCUGCUUCAAACAGCAAUCGCAAAAGAGGACGCAAAGGAAUUGAUGAUGCUAUUGCAGCAGCUAUAUUGGAGAUGGCAGCUGCUUCAAAGCUAAGGACAGCUGCAGUAAAACAACAUAACGCCAGGUAUAGCAUUGCUAGUUGUAUUAGAGAAUUGGAUGAACUGCAAGGGGUUGAAGAGCGAGUGUACUUUGCUGCCCUAGAGCUAUUCAACAAUCCCAGUGCACGGGAAAUGUUCUUGUCUCUCAAAAGAGACAAGCGCUUGACUUGGUUGUGCCACAAGUGUGUUGCUCCAUAUAACCUCUAGGUUGAUUGAGGUAAAAGCUGUGUUUAUUAGUUACUUGUUGAACUUAUGAAUACUAGACAAGAUUGCCUCUGUAAAUUUUGAGUACCUUAGUUUUUGUAAAUAUGUUAUUUUAAAAACACAUGCCCCAGUGUGUGAGGCCCUCAUUGAUUUGUUCCGGAGGUUGUCAUGUAAAAUGGUCUAUUUUCCACACAAGGGAACUUGGUUGAGAUACGAUCCAAAUGCUAUAGUCAAAUAAGACUGAGAAAAGGAU